AUGGAGGAGCACAAGACGCCUCGGAACAGCGUCUUGUUAUCUACCGUGCGCUCCCUCCCACUCCUCGUACCGAUAGCCGUCUCUAAAGGUUAUAGUCCGGUACGACUUGCCUUCACCUCACUUCUACGUGUGCUGCAGAACUCGUUUCUGUUCAUCGCUAUCGGAUGGCUCUUUGGGUACUGCUUCACGUUGGGGAAUAUUUUCUCAAAACUCCCUCCGAGUCAACAAUCAAUUCCAGUCUUCAACGCUGCGAAUAUGGCGUGGUGGUAUCUUGUGUUUGCUACGUGUAUGGUUAUCAUCAUUUCUGCCAAGCUGCCACGAGAACAAUUCGUUUGGCGUCCGUCAAAGCCCUUUCUGUACAUCGCAGCCUUCUGGGGGUUCUAUAGUAUGGUCAUUGUCGACGUCUACGCUCGACGGAUCUUUCAGACGCAGACACGGCGUUUCUGGGUCCCUUCGUGUCGUCGGGUCUUGUAUGUUUACGGUAAGAACAUGCCGGUGAUUGUCUUUACGAUGAUUUCUAUCGACAGUGGGGACUCCUAG
Messenger RNA from Phytophthora infestans T30-4, 540 nucleotides. RefSeq lists its product as uncharacterized. Bases 1 to 540 code for a protein of 179 amino acids. The record is from RefSeq and is a predicted model, not a curated record. NCBI's taxonomy places the organism in Eukaryota, Oomycota, Peronosporomycetes, Peronosporales, Peronosporaceae. The transcript has 4 exons.